AUGGUAGCUCAGGCUGGGAAUUUUAGCGCGGUAGGUUGGGUCUGGAAUAGUGUUGCCUCCUUCUGUGUUAGGGGCAGCAAUUCUGAGUUUUUGUGGCAGGAACUGAGUGAUAAUAUUCAGCAUAUCGUCCCUUUGGCUAAUGUUGUGGAUGCCUUUGCAUGGAACUGCAACGCGGAAGGCGUGUUCAUAGUUAAGUCCUGUUAUGACUGGUUUAAACCAGAGCUGUCUGACCCUACAAUUAGCGCCAUUAUCGCCAAAGCUGCUGCAUUUUUAUGGAAGAUUAAAGCUCCUCCAAAAAUACUUUUCUUCGGGUGGAAGGUGAUUCAUAAUAUACUCGCAACUAAGGAUCAAUUAAUAAAUAGUGGAAUGUUUUUAGACCCUUGUGAUCAUCUUUGUGUCUUUUGUUUGAUGGAGGUUGAAUGCUUACCGCAUAUAUUAGGGGGCUGCAGUGUUGUUUCUAACAUUUGGAGGAAAGUUUAUGAGUUGAUUGGUUCGUUUGAUGAUUUAACUUUGGAGGAGUUUGAGGGGUUUUUUAGUAUUGCGGAGAAGCUGAAGAAUAAAGAAAAGAAUAUUGUGGUCUCGGUCAUUUGGUUGGCAACAGCGUGGUGUAUUUGGAAUAGAAGGAACACAAUCAUUUUUAUUAAUGACUCUUUAAGUUUCAGAGAAUGCAUGUCAGAGGUUAUUUUUAGUUCUUGGUCGUGGCUUCUCUCUUAUUAUAAGUUAAGGGAUCUUUGUAACUUCCACACCUGA
Molecule: messenger RNA, 750 nt
Organism: Vicia villosa (hairy vetch)
Lineage: Eukaryota; Viridiplantae; Streptophyta; Magnoliopsida; Fabales; Fabaceae
Exons: 1
Coding region: 1-750 (249 amino acids)
Source: RefSeq, a predicted model, not a curated record